Messenger RNA from Pieris napi, 2624 nucleotides. RefSeq lists its product as uncharacterized. The coding region runs from base 312 to 1901 and encodes 529 amino acids. The transcript is spliced from 2 exons. Gene Ontology annotation, molecular function: gamma-tubulin binding. The record is from RefSeq and is a predicted model, not a curated record. Gene Ontology annotation, biological process: mitotic cell cycle; microtubule nucleation. Gene Ontology annotation, cellular component: centriole; spindle pole; pericentriolar material. Lineage: Eukaryota; Metazoa; Arthropoda; Insecta; Lepidoptera; Pieridae.
UAAGUUAUUGUACAAAUUGUAUUAGGCAUACGAUAUGGUACAAAUUCUUCUAAGAUAAAACCCACAUUUUAAAAUGAGAUUUGAUAGUCCUAUAUAGUUUUGCUUAGAAUUUUACUAAGAAAAAAGGCAUUGAAAUAAUAACAUAAAAAUUUAUAAUUUUCUGUGAACAUUGAUGAGUUAAAUUUGACAUAUAUACGGCCUUCUAGUGUCAAAAUUUUCGGUAAUCGGUUAUUGGUCUAAGAUUUUGUUUCAUGUUUGUUGAUUAUUUAAAAUUUUAAGCCCAUAACGUUAAACUAUAUCAGUUAAAUAAGAUGUAUCUAUCGUCUGUCAGUUCACGUUUGUUGUUAUAUGAUACAAACAAUUGGGAAUUGAAAUAUUGUCAUGGAAAAUCCGAUGGAAUUAUACGAGAUGUGUCUUGGAGCGAUGAUAGUAAAUAUAUCCUAUUGGUCAACCCUAAAGGAACUGCUGAAAUUUUAAGUCCUGCAUCCCAUAACUUGGUGUUACAGCAUAUCCCAAUCGACGAUUCAUGUGCAGCAUGCUUCCAAAGAGAUGGCCAUCGUAAUAUAGCAGUAGGAACUACAAAAGGUGAAGUGAUCAUUUGGGAUGCUAAAAACAAAGAAAAAACCAAAAUAUUUCCCACAUUGCCAUCCUAUGCUGCAGUAGACUUUUUAAGUUUUAAUGCUAAAAAUACAAAUUUAGCUGCUAGUAUGCAAAAUGGCGACACUGUGAUUUAUGGGCUAGUGUCUAAUAUACCUAUUUCAACUGUUAAACUUAAUUGUUCCAAGAGCAUAUCGGCAAUGAAGUUUCAUCAUGAAGCAAGGUCACUAUUAGGUCUAGCAACUGAUGAAGGGCAUGUUAUACUAAAGGAUGUUAGUGUUAAUAAGGACAAAGUCACUUUUGAGAACAGUCAUGCAUCUCCAGUUUCCGAUUUUGUAUAUUCCCUUAUCAAUAGGGAUGUUAUGCUAUCUUGUGGUCUUGAUAAAAAUUUGCAAGUUUAUGAUAUCAAACAAAGAAAUGUUGUAUCAACUUUAAAAACGCCACAUGCCUUAACAUCAUUGGCAAUAAAUGGAGAAAAUCAAGUUGCACUUGGAACUCAGAAGGGCUAUGUUUUGCUGUAUGAUUUAAGAGACUUAACUACACCAUUAAAAAUUUUAAAAGGCCAUAACAAUAAAGUAAAGAAAGUAGCAUUUCAGCCACCAAGAAAAAAAUUUAUGUCUCCAGAAUUAAGUUUGGUUGAUAAAUUGGAUACAAACAGCCCCAAUAUUGAAUCACCAAUUCAAAACAAUUCAUUAGAUAUGCUAUUUACAUGCAACACACCACCAAAUCGUUUAGAACCACCUGCAAGAGACGUGGAAGAUUCAUUUCUUUUUAAAAUGGGUAUGGAAGACAAAACAAUUGAAGAAUUAGAAAUAAAUCAAAAUAGAUCAUUAGAAACUUAUAGAAAAAGUGAUCGUAAUGAAUUCAGAUUGCAUCAGUUGGAUAUUGAAAAUAGUGCUAUCCAACAAAAAUCCUCUACACCAAUUAUAAAUAAAACUGCAGAUAACAUUAUGCAAAACCUCACAACACAAAAUGGUAUAAGUGAAGAAAGAGCUUCAAAUUCUAACAGUGUACCGAUAAAAUCCAAUAUCUCAGUUCAAAAUGUUGGUAUUGACAAUAAAACUAUAGAAGAGCUAAAAGAUUUCUUCAAAUUAAGUCUUUCAUAUGUCGCAGAUGACAAUAAGAAUUGUUUUCUUCAUAUUAUGAUGGCAUUGACUAAACAAAAGCUUUAUUUAGAAAAGCAGCUAUCUCAAAUGAGCAACCAAUUAUUAAAGUUAGAGGAAAAUCAAAAUGAAUUGGUAGAAAUAAAUAGAAAACUAGCUUUAGAAAUUGAUCAAUUGAAAUCUAGGCACACCUCAUUUUAAUUUUGCCAUCUAAUUGAUGUAAUCCCACAUGUAAACUCUUAAUAUGGUAACUGGAUUACUAGAAGAACCACUCUGAGAUUGAAUUUGCUACAACUGUUUAAGAACAGUGAGGUAGAUUAUAAGUUUACUGCUACUACAAACUUACACUUCUAAACUUCAAGACAGAUGAAUUAUUAUGUUAAACUGCUGUUGAAAAAUUAGAGUUACUAUAAAGCAUAACUGUGGUGAUAAUGGAAAAUUACAGCUUGGAUUUAUUGUUCUAUCUUCUUUUAAUAAUAUCACAUCUGGAGAUGUGGCCAUUAGGCAAUAUUUUGCAUUAUAGCAAAGAAAUUUUGUAUAAAAUUAACAUUAUCUUUACCAUACUAUUUUUAGAAAGCCCAUAAUUAAUAUUGUGUAUAACACAUGGUAAUUAGUUUUAAGUAAAGACUUGAACAAGACUUUUUAUGGGUAUGAAACAAUGAUUUAAAAACUAGCAAUGAUUUUAUUUAGUACUUUACAUCAAUUACUUUACUAGCUUUAACUACAUUGGUAUAUAAUAUAAAGUAAAUAAUGAAUUUAUAAUAUUAUAUUUGACUUGUAUUCUGUGCCAAUUUUAUCUCAAUAUUGUAACUAUUUUUUUAAAGACUAAUUAUUAAGAUAUUUUAAAAUUGUUAUUAACCAGAAUCAUUGUUGUUUCAUUUGCAGCCAUGAAGAUCCUAAAUAAAAUAAAAUGCAUGUAACAUU